This is a messenger RNA of Cutaneotrichosporon oleaginosum, 1589 nucleotides long. RefSeq lists its product as uncharacterized. Lineage: Eukaryota; Fungi; Basidiomycota; Tremellomycetes; Trichosporonales; Trichosporonaceae. Gene Ontology annotation, molecular function: oxidoreductase activity. The record is from RefSeq and is a predicted model, not a curated record. Gene Ontology annotation, cellular component: cytoplasm.
GGAACGCGUAUCUCGCGACUUCUUUUGGAUUGAGCUCAUCGACACGUCGUCUCUGAUAAUAAGAGGCAACGCGUACAGAAAUCCCUCGGCUCGUUAAGUGGCUGGCGCUUAGUACGGAGCCACCGGCGAUCUCGGAGUUGCCCUAGUCCAAUCGGCCACUCGGCAAUCCCGGCCACUCCGACUUCGACCCAGCAAUAUCAUCUCCCACUCUUCUUUCUCACUCUCACUCAUCACUCACCAUGUCGUCCUCGCGCCCCCACAUUGUCAUUGUCGGCGGCGGCAUCAUCGGCCUUAACACGGCGUACUACCUCCUCUCUGGGCCUGAGCCGCCGCGCGUGACGAUCGUCGAGAACACACACAUCGCCGCCGCGGCGUCGAGCAAGGCCGCUGGCUUCGUUGCAGGCAACAAGGGCUGGCAUGCCCCAGCCAACGUCGAGCUUGCCAAGCUCUCCUUCGACGCCUACACCGACCUUGCGGCUAAGUUGAACGGCGCGGAGAGCUUUGGAUGGCGCCGCGUCACCACUACCGGCGUUAAGAUCGGCAACCAGGACAAGAUGAGCGGGUACCGAACUCUGCCGGUUGCGGGCGCGCUUGAGGCGACGUCGGGCAUUGGCGGGUGGGCCAACGGCGACAAGGUCGUGCUCAUCAACGAGGACAGUGGGCAACUGUUGCCCGGCGCGUUCUGUGCCCGCCUCUGGGCCGAGUGCACAGCCAAGGGUCUUGUGACGCUUAUCGCGACGCCGACGGGCCGUGACGGGAAGACACUGCGCACGACCGAGGGCCUGCUUAAGUUCGAUAAGCUUGUUCUCGCUGCCGGACCAUGGACCGCCGACCUGUGUGAAACGCUCGGCCUCCCCCGCGUCCCGGUGUCGUCACUGCCCGGACACCACAUCCAGAUCAAGCCUGCCAUGCCAAAGGGCAUGCAGGUGAUCCCGGACGAGUCGCUAUUCUGCGGCGUAGGUGCCGGCGAUGGGAACAUCCUUGAGUCUAUUGCGGCGGAUAUUCCGGACUACGAGCCUGGGUCGUGGGAGCGCACCCAGGGGUGGACGCGGACUGUCGAGUUCUUCCCGCGUGCCGACGGCAAUGUCUACGUGGCUGGCGAGAAUGCCAUUCCCAAGACGAUUGGAGAUCGUGCAGCUGACGCCCGCCUCAACCGUCUGCCGCCUACAGCGGCCCGGUGCCGCGCCCACGUCGAUGACGAACUUGUGGCACGCAUGGUGCGGGCUUCCAAGGCGGUCUCCCCCGCUCUGGACCUCGACAAGGGUGCCCAGCUGGUUGAAGCAGACCUGUGUUACCGCCCCAUCACGCCCGACAAGUGCCCUAUCAUUGGCGAGUGGGCAGAGGACAUCUAUGUUUCAUCGGGGCAUGGGCCGUGGGGCAUCACACUCGCAACGGGGUCGGGCAUCGUGCUCUCCGAGCUCAUCCGUGCUGAUCUGGCGCAUAAGAAGCCUCAGCUUAGCGCCGACAUCUCGGGACUCGAGCCGCACCGGUUCGGGCCGAAGCGCUCCGCCAAGCUCUAGCGAGCUAAGAUUGUCUUGUUACCAUUCACAUUUGGGAUCACUGUGGUUAUGGAAGCUUGGUAUCGACGG